AUGGAAAAUACAAGAAGUGAUGGUACAGCUGAAUAUCCCGAGACUUGGAUGAACCAAAGGGAAAGAAUGCUUGAAGCUUUGACAGAAGCAAUAAUGCAACAACAAAGACAACAACCUUUGCCUUCUCCGUCUCCUCUUGUCCAAGCAAAACCGGUAAACAAUGACAUCAUCAGCUUGACUCAGAAAUUCAAUAAGAUGAAGCCACCGACUUUCUUGGAUGGAAUUGAAUGUUUAAAGACUGAAACAUGGAUGCUAAAAAUUGAAAAGUUAUUUGAAAUCUUUCCAUGUACCGUGACUCAAAAAGUUUUGCUGGCCACCUACACCUUAAAGGACGAAGCUCGAUGUUGGUGGAUGCUUGUCCGUAAAAGCAGUGGGACUUUGACUUGGGAUCAAUUCAAAGAGAUCUUCAAUGAAAAAUACUUCCCUCAGUGUUUUCGAGAUAGAAAUGUGUCUGAAUUCCAAGAACUCAAACAAGGCAAUAUGUCAAUGGCCGAAUAUGAGGCUAAGUUCACUAAAUUAGCCCGUUUUGCCCCAUACAUGGUGGAACAUAAUGGACACGUCUAA
Camellia sinensis is the source of this 564-nucleotide messenger RNA. The record is from RefSeq and is a predicted model, not a curated record. Lineage: Eukaryota; Viridiplantae; Streptophyta; Magnoliopsida; Ericales; Theaceae.